Molecule: messenger RNA, 807 nt
Organism: Aphidius gifuensis
Lineage: Eukaryota; Metazoa; Arthropoda; Insecta; Hymenoptera; Braconidae
Product: jerky protein homolog-like
Exons: 2
Coding region: 1-807 (268 amino acids)
Cellular component (GO): nucleus
Molecular function (GO): DNA binding
Source: RefSeq, a predicted model, not a curated record
AUGACAAGCAAAAAUAUUUCACCAACAAAUAUUGCUAAAUCACUUGGCAUUUCUGUUUCAACCAUUUCUGGGUGGAAAAAUGAUGAAAAGUUGUUAAGUUUGCAAAGGGACCAAAUUCAUGCUAUUCGAGCCAACAAGGUAAAACGUCUACGUCAACUUGACAAUUCACUUGUUGAUGAAGCAACAUGGAUGUGGUUUAAAGAUCAGAGAAAGUCAGGUUCACCUAUAACUGGUCCCAUUAUCCAAGCUCAAGCAAUUUUUUUUUUUUGGCAACAUCUGGAAACGUCUAAAAAAUUUGAAGCAAGUACUGGUUGGUUAGACAAAUGGAAAAAACGUCAUCAAAUAAGAAACGUCACUUUGUGUGGUGAAAAAAAAUCUGCUGAUUAUGAUGCUGCCACUGAGUAUCCUAAAGAAGAAGUUGAUACAUCUACUUUUAAAGUACAAAAAGAGCGUAUCACAGCUAUGGCAUGUAGCAAUGCUUGUGCAAUAAUAAAACUACCACUCGUUGUAAUUGGAAAAUUCGCUAAGCCACGAGCAAUAAAAAAUUUACAAUAUCUUCCACUCAGCUACAAAAGCCAGAAAAGUGCCUGGAUGUCUCGUGAUAUAUUUUCAAGUUUGUUUUUUGAUGAAUUCGUGCCAUUUGUAGCCAAGAAACUUGAAGAAAAAAAUUUACCAGCUAAAGCUAUCUUGUUUGCUGAUAAUUGCAGUGCACAUGGUGAUAGUCUAAAAAGUGGUGAUAUUGAGGUAGUUUUUUUGCCACCAAACACUACGUCUAUCUUACAAUCAAAGGUUGCUUGCAAAAUUUGA